This is a messenger RNA of Vitrella brassicaformis, 2877 nucleotides long. The record is from the annotation of a GenBank genome assembly. NCBI's taxonomy places the organism in Eukaryota, Vitrellaceae.
GAUGGGAUGGCUGUGUGGGUCCGCCGGUCCGCCCACCGCCUCUCAAGAGGUGCAUUAGGGCAGGACAAAGCACCCAUCCCAUGGCUCGAUGGAUGGAUGGAUGGAUGGCACCACACAUCCAGUCCAGACACCCGUACGCAGUCGACUUGGGGGCGCCGGUUGGAAGAGGUGAGGGAGGGAGGGAUACACCGAUGUGUGUGUAUGUAUGUCACAGACAGACACUGCCUAUUGCCGCCGCUUGCUGGUGUUGUCCUGCUGCCGCCUUGCCCCCGCCACCCACUGAUUGACUGACUGACUGACACAGUCACUGAGCGACAGACAAGAGUGCUAUUUGUACUGUCUCCGGCCACUCACUGUCCAUCCGCCCAUGCAUCUGUGGCUCUUGGCAUUGGAUGGAUGGAUGAGUGUGUACGUGUGAGUGAGUGAGGAAGUCGCCUACUGGUCGCAUGUAUGUGUAAGUAUGUAUGUAUGUCACUCGCACUUUUCACAUGUCUGUCUGUCUGUCCGCGUGUGCAAUGAAUGAAUGCAGUUAACAACCAGCGGAUUGAUUCAGCAAGUCACUCUGUGCAUCAAUUGCUCUCUAUUCAAUGAUCGUGGUGUCACUUCCCAUAAAGCGCAGCUGGUUCCCGGUGAGGUUCGAUUUCGGGGGUCGCCAGGUCUCGUUGCAGGAGUGCCGAUGCACUGACCCUCGUGAUUAGGCAAGGGUCAGUUUCACGAGGGACAUAAGAUCGCAAUGUAGAGGCGAAAUAAGAACGGGACCUCACAGACCCACAGUGAUGUUCUCAGACUCACAGAUUACUUAGAUCUGCCCCUACUUCAAGAGAUCGGUCCAGCCCUUGCAAAACCCUUGCCCCAUCUGCACACAUCAAGGGCCGUAUCUCGCCCGUGCAGGGCCGCAGAGAGCUCACUGACGCCUGCCGUGCCACUUGCAGCCCCGUCCGGCCACCAUCAGGUACAUUCACCCGACGAAGAGGCACAGACGACUCACUCACUCACUGUUUUUCUGUCCAUCUGCGUGUCUUGCAGGUAUACGUGUUGCGGUGGGGGUUCCCUCAAGGUGAGCACAUCAUACAUCUCAAGGUGAGCACAGACAAACGAGGCAGGGCAGGCAGGCAGGCAGGCAGGCAGAGAAGGAAGGACCACGACACACAUCACGACCGCCCAUCCAUCGACUCAUGCACCCGUCCAUCAGUCAUGUCUGCCUGUGUGUGGUGGUGUGUCUACCUGUGUGGAUAGUGUCGGAGCUCUCGAGCUGCAGCUUCUCACGAGAGGGAGUGAAGACAAGAGAUGUUGACUUCAUGUUUUCCCGGCAGCGCCCACCGGAUUCAGUGCGGCUUUUCCGGUGGGCAUCAAGGUGUGCUGCUGAGUCCCAACGUGUGCGCGACGGCGGCACAUGUCGCGCUGUGCCACGUCGACGUCGACGGUGCAGCUGUUACGCACGGUGAAGGCUCUCAUGAGAUCAAGGAGUACUACAUCCACAAGGACUAUCUCUCUGACGGCCAUCCGGACAUCGCGAUUGCCACGCUCCAGCAGAAUGCCUCUCCCCACCGUCAGACAUCCAUCUGUUACGGCCUGGAUAUCGGGGUGCACCUGGAGGCGCAGGAGAUCGUCACUGAGCCUCAGGGAGGAGGCGCGUCAGACGAGUACCAGUACAGCCGUCGGUUUGGUGGUGUGGUCUGUGGCGUGAACAAGAAGGCUGAUGGCACGGUGUCGUUCCUGCAGCUGUCGGGCGUCAGCUCAAAGCCGGGUGACUCGGGGAGCCCGCUGUUGGUCAAGGACAAGAGGGCGGUGGGCGCCAUCGUCCACGGCCUGUCGGCGCACCGCAACCGAGGCGGCCGCCAUCGUCAGGACCCUGAAGAGACAGCUCAAGUGUAUCAUCAGCUAUUCGUCUGCCCGCUUGACUCACUCCGCGACCCAACGGCCAACUUCCUGCACGUGCCGCGUUCGUUCCUGCGAAAGGCGCCAUCGGCAUCUACAUAUUCUCUCAUGCAGUGCAUCGAGGAGCUUCCCGUCGGUUUCUUCGAUGCAACGAACCGGCAGACAUCGCUUCGUGACUCCUUCGACGCGCAGGCCCAACCAUCAGCAGACCCCUCUAAGACUUCCAUGCCAGCCCCUCCACCCAUACCUGACGGUGCACCCGAUUGGGUACAGCCGCUAGUGCAGUCGGCACCCGAUUGGGUACAGCCGCUAGUGCAGUCGAUGACACAGGGGUUCGCCGCCGUGGACAGGCGUUUGGCGACGAUAGAGGGCGAUGUGAGGGACUUGCGACAACGAGCGAUAGGGUACGACAAGCCCACAACCACAGUGCCCUCUGCGAUCGUCAACGACAUGAAGUCCGCCAUUACCCACCACGUGAGGGCGGGCGAGAUAGUGCUGCAGGGGGAGGUCGGUCGGGGAGGGGCUCAAGGGCAGCAGGCUAGCUUGCAGCGAGUGGGAGAGUUGCAGCAGGAGCUUGAUGAGGAGGAGAUCCUCGGCUGGACCAUCGGCAACUUCAUCCGCGACCUUGUGGACAGCCUCAGCCGCCCUCAAGCACAGGUAUGUUUGUAGGCAGACAGACUUACACGGGAACAGCAGUGGGUGGAGUCGUGCGAAGGGAUAUCCGCAUGUGUCGAUGUGUCAUUGUGUGUGUGUUUGUGUGUGUUGUGUUGUGUAUUGUGUGCGCGCAGGACAUCCAGCUGACUGCGAAGUGGAUCAAGUGCUAGCUACUGGCUGUAGCUGCAGCUGAGCUGUAGUGUAGGGUGAACUUGUGUGGUGGGGCUGGCCGGCAGGAGGGGGUGGGGUGAUGCGGUGAGUUGGGUGUUCGUUUGUGAUUGACUGAUUGACUCAUUGGCAAUGGACCAGACAUCCAUUCCAUCCUUAUUCAAUGGUUGCUGUGCA